Linum tenue is the source of this 1634-nucleotide messenger RNA. The record is from the annotation of a GenBank genome assembly. NCBI's taxonomy places the organism in Eukaryota, Viridiplantae, Streptophyta, Magnoliopsida, Malpighiales, Linaceae.
CUUCCCUUCCCCCAAUCCAAUCUACCGCCGCCGCGAAGUCUGAAUUUCAAGUUCCCCUGAUAAAUUGAUAAACCCAGAAUGACAAUUUCCCAGCGGCUUUUGACCAGCAGAGUCUGAGCACGAUCAAGAACACCACAGGACGUUGUGAGGGAUGUCUUUCGCAACUUACUCUUCACCGGUAACUAGUCGGUCGAACUCUGUUUGCUGACAAAGAGAAGAAGACUGCAUUUGCUGAGGUCUAUCUCUUUGGUUCACCAACUUCCUAUUGUCUUUUCUUCCGCCAGGUGCAGGAGAAUCCGCUUGGCUAAAAUGAGCUCAACACCAAUGCCGACGUGUCCUAAAUUUAUUCCUGUUGAAGGGGGUGAAGUUUGUUCUAGAAGCAAGGCUAAUGGCUUAAGAUUCAGUGUUGUCUCUUACAACAUCUUGGCUCAGGCGUACGUGAAGAGUUCUCUUUUUCCACACUCUCCAUCUGCUUGCUUGAAGUGGAAGGCUCGUAGCCAGGCAAUCCUAACUGUUUUGAAAAGCUUAGGAGCAGACUUCCUCUGCUUGCAGGAAUUGGAUGAAUAUGAUAGCUUUUUCAACAUGAACAUGGUGAACCAUGGUUAUGCUAGUAUUUAUAUUCAACGGACUGGCAUUAAGCGUGAUGGUUGUGGAAUCUUCUAUAAACUCGACAGUGCCGAGUUGCUCUUAGAGGAAAGGGUGGAGUACAACGAUCUUGUAAACUCAGUUCCAGGUGAAGCAAAUGCACAUGGCGAUAAACAGAACUGUCGACGUACUAACUCCGGUAGUAAUGGUGAGUCAGAAUUCUCGUUUUCAUCAAAGAACACUCGCGAAGACCGAGGAGAUCCUAACGACCCUCUUGUGAGAUUGAAGCGAGACUGUGUUGGGAUAAUGGCUGCUUUCAAACUCAAGGGUCCCUUCCAUCAUGUUGUUAUAGUUGCAAAUACACAUCUUUACUGGGAUCCAAAAUUGGCUGAUGUUAAGCUCGCACAAGCAAAGUAUCUUCUCUCGCGGCUGGCAAAGUUCAAGAUGCUGGUUUCUGAGAAGUUCGAUUAUGCACCUGAAGUCAUCCUGGCUGGCGACUUCAACUCAACCCCCGGUGACAAGGUUUACCGGUACCUCGUCUCUGGCGAUGCUUUGAACUCACCUACAGUGGAAUGUCUGGAUGAGCUACCUGUUCCCUUGCGCAGUGUCUACUCUGAAACCAGGGGCGGAGAACCUCCAUUCACAAACUGCACUCCAAGCUUCACUAACACACUCGACUACAUAUUCUUUUCACCUGGCGAUCAGAUCAAACCAGUCAGCUUCCUUGAACUUCCUGAAGCAGAUGCUGCUCAUGUUGUUGGUGGUCUACCAAACGAUUAUCACCCGAGCGAUCACCUUCCUAUCGGUGCUCACUUCGAGAUUAGCAAUGAAUAGGACUUCCCUUUGGAGCAAGGAAAAGCAGAUAUUUGUAACACCUUCAGCAAUUGAAGAAAUGAAUCUUUUUUUUUUUUUUUUGGAGGUAGAAAGUAUUUGGAAUUUCAUUUUUUUAAUAAAAUAAGAAGACACUUAAUUUUCCACAUUCUGACAUAAUUUCUUAGACAAAGGCAGGGAAUGGAACUAAAUACUGAAAAUGCAAUUGCAAAUACAUU